Messenger RNA from Pelmatolapia mariae (spotted tilapia), 1215 nucleotides. RefSeq names its product leukotriene B4 receptor 1-like. Gene Ontology annotation, cellular component: plasma membrane. NCBI's taxonomy places the organism in Eukaryota, Metazoa, Chordata, Actinopteri, Cichliformes, Cichlidae. The transcript is spliced from 5 exons. Gene Ontology annotation, molecular function: leukotriene receptor activity; complement component C5a receptor activity. The record is from RefSeq and is a predicted model, not a curated record. The coding region runs from base 1 to 1215 and encodes 404 amino acids. Gene Ontology annotation, biological process: phospholipase C-activating G protein-coupled receptor signaling pathway; complement receptor mediated signaling pathway; inflammatory response.
AUGAGUAACACGAGUCUCCCACCUCUGACAAUUACCACCCCUGAACCGGCAGAAGAUAGCGCUGUGAGCAAUAACUAUUUUACAGCCAUUGGUACCCUCAUCCUCAGCUUGGUCUUCCUCCUGGGUGUCCCUGGAAAUCUCUUCAUUGUCUGGAGCAUCCUGGCCCGCUGCCGACAACGCUCAGUCACCACCCUCCUCAUCCUCAACUUGGCAUGUGCUGAUGGGUUCCUCAUGGCUCUCACCAUCUUUUUCAUCAUCUACCUGGCUAUGCAGUCGUGGGUCUUUGGUGACGCCAUGUGCAAAAUUGUGUUCUACCUGUGCAACUCCAACAUGUAUGCGUCAAUCUUUCUGAUAACCCUGAUGAGCGUGAACAGGCUGUUGGCCAUAGUCUUUCCACACACACUGUAUCACCUGAUCACCAGGAAGGUUGUGAGGAGGGUGAUCCUAGGCACAUGGAUGUUCGUGAUGGUCAUUUCCAUUCCCUCAUUGGUGUUUCGAGCCGUAAGAAAAGAAACUGCUCAAAACAAAACAAAACUUGUGUGUGCACCCAUUCACACACUGCCUGAACAUGAGCGGUUUCACUACACCACUGAGACAGUGGCAGGAUUCAUUAUUCCUUAUGCAAUCAUUAUAACCAGCUACGUUCUCAUCCUGAAACGCCUGAGGGAGACCAAGUUCCAACGAAAUGUCCGCAGCGAGAAACUUAUCCUGGCUAUCGUCAUAAUGUUUGGCCUGUUCUGGUUGCCGUACCACGUCAUCAACAUGAUACAGGUGGCAGCUGCGUGGUACCCAAAAACCUCAGAAAAAGGACAUCGAUUGCAUGGUAUGGCUGAGUCAACCCGAGCAGUGACCUCAACUUUGGCCUUCAUCAGCAGCUGUGCUAACCCGGUCCUCUACACCUUUGCCGGGAAAUCCUAUAUCAAGAAUAAUGGCUUUGCCUUUAUGGCUAAGCUGUUUGAGGGAACAUCAUCGGAGCAAACAGGAACCAAAAGCACCCAGUUCACAACAAACGACGAUCUGGGAAAGAAUAACGCCGAGGAUGACGCCAGCUCUGCUCUGGAUACAUCAGCGACUGCCGGUCCUCCGCCUCCUGCUGCAGCUAAGUUUGCUGUGGUGCUAAAGCUGCCGGACUUUUGGCUCCAUGAUCCCGCGUCAUGGUUCGUGCACGUGGAGGCUCAGUUCACCCUUCGCGGCAUCUCAGCUGACGACACGUAG